GGCACAGCGCGGGACGGAGGAGCGGCGGCCCCGCGGUGGAUGCGGGAGCAGCGCCGGCUCAGGAAUGCAGCAGCCGGGCGGCGCGGACGGGAGCCUCCCGCUGCUGCUCCCGCUGCUGCUGCUGCUGCGAGCGGGGAGCCGCGCCGAGCCCGGGGACGCCACGCAAGGAGUGAAUUCCUCGGUUGUUGCUGAUUUCAUGCCCACGUCGUCAUGGAACAUCUCAAGUGAAUUAGAUAAAGAUUAUUUCCUGACGCUGGACGAGCCCAUGAACAACAUCACCACCACCCUGGGCCAGACGGCAGAGCUGCACUGCAAGGUGUCUGGGAACCCCCCUCCCACAGUCAGGUGGCUGAAGAACGACGCUCCCGUGGUGCAGGAGCCCCGCAGGAUCUCCUUCCGAGCCACCCCCUACGGCUCCCGCCUGCGCAUCCGCAACCUGGACACCACCGACACCGGCUACUUCCAGUGCGUGGCCACCAACGGCAGGAGGACAGUUUCCACCACCGGCGUGCUCUUUGUGAAGUUUGGUCCCCCGCCAACAGCAAGCCCAGGAUCCUCGGAUGAGUAUGAGGAGGAUGGGUUUUGCCAGCCCUACAGGGGCAUCGCCUGCGCCCGCUUCAUUGGCAACAGAACCAUCUACAUGGAGUCCCUGCACAUGCAGGGGGAGAUAGAAAAUCAGAUUACAGCUGCCUUCACCAUGAUCGGCACCUCCAGCCACCUGUCGGACAAGUGCUCCCAGUUUGCCAUCCCCUCCCUGUGCCACUACGCCUUCCCCUACUGCGACGAGACCUCGUCCGCGCCCAAGCCGCGGGAUCUGUGCCGCGACGAGUGCGAGAUCCUGGAGAACGUGCUGUGCCAGACCGAGUACAUCUUUGCCAGGUCCAACCCCAUGAUCCUGAUGAGGCUCAAGCUGCCCAACUGCGAGGAUCUGCCCCAGCCCGACAGCCCCGAGGCCGUCAACUGCAUCCGCAUCGGCAUUCCCAUGGCCGACCCCAUCAACAAGAAUCACAGGUGCUACAACAGCACGGGCGUGGAUUACCGGGGCACGGUGAGCGUGACGCGCUCGGGGCGGCAGUGCCAGCCCUGGAACUCGCAGUACCCCCACACCCACACCUUCACUGCUGCCAGGUACCCCGAGCUCAACGGGGGCCACUCCUACUGCAGGAACCCCGGGAACCAGAAGGACGCCCCGUGGUGCUUCACCUUGGAUGAGAACUUCAAGUCAGAGCUCUGCGAUGUCCCAGCUUGUGAUUACAAGGACUCCAAGGAGAAGAAUAAAAUGGAAAUCCUGUACAUCCUGGUGCCAAGUGUCACCAUUCCCCUGGCCAUAGCCUUGCUGUUCUUCUUCAUCUGCAUCUGCAGGAACAACCAGAAGUCCUCGUCCCCUCCAGUGCAGAGGCAGCCCAAACACGUCCGGGGGCAGAACGUGGAGAUGUCCAUGCUCAACGCCUACAAACCAAAGAGCAAAGCCAAGGAGCUGCCCCUCUCCGCCGUUCGCUUCAUGGAGGAGCUGGGGGAGUGCGCUUUUGGCAAGAUCUACAAGGGCCACCUCUACCUGCCGGGCAUGGACCACGCCCAGCUCGUGGCCAUCAAGACCCUCAAGGACUUCAACAACCCUCAGCAGUGGGCGGAAUUCCAGCAGGAAGCGUCCCUGAUGGCUGAGCUGCACCACCCCAACAUCGUGUGCCUGCUGGGCGUGGUGACGCAGGAGCAGCCCGUGUGCCUGCUCUUCGAGUACACCAACCAGGGCGACCUGCACGAGUUCCUGGUCAUGCGCUCGCCCCACUCCGACGUGGGCUGCAGCAGCGACGAGGACGGCACGGUCAAGUCCAGCCUGGACCACGGCGACUUCCUGCACAUCGCCGUGCAGAUCGCCGCCGGCAUGGAGUACCUGGCCGGACACUUCUUCGUCCACAAGGACCUGGCCGCCCGCAACAUCCUGAUCGGGGAGCAGCUCCACGUGAAGAUCUCCGACCUGGGGCUCUCCAGGGAGAUCUACUCGGCCGAUUACUACAGGGUGCAGAACAAGUCCCUGCUGCCCAUCCGCUGGAUGCCCCCCGAGGCCAUCAUGUACGGCAAGUUCUCCUCCGACUCCGACAUUUGGUCCUUCGGGGUGGUUCUCUGGGAAAUAUUCAGCUUCGGCCUUCAGCCCUAUUACGGGUUCAGCAACCAGGAGGUCAUCGAGAUGAUCCGGAAGCGCCAGCUGCUGCCGUGCUCCGAGGACUGUCCCCCCAGGAUGUACAGCCUGAUGACGGAGUGCUGGCACGACCUGCCCUCCCGCCGGCCGCGCUUCAAGGAGAUCCACGCGCGCCUGCGCUCCUGGGAGGGCCUCUCCAGCCACACCAGCUCCACCACCCCGUCGGGCGGCAACGCCACCACCCAGACCACCUCCCUGAGCGCCAGCCCCGUCAGCAACCUCAGCAACCCCAGGUACCCCAACUACAUGUUCCCGGCGCAGGGCAUCCCCCAGGGCCAGCUGGCGGGGUUCAUGGGGCCGCCGCUGGCGCAGAACCAGCGCUACAUCCCCAUCAACGGGUACCCCAUCCCGCCGGGCUACGCCGCCUUCCCCGCGCCCCACUACCCCCCGCAGGCUCCCCCCAGGGUGAUCCAGCACUGCCCCCCUCCCAAGAGCCGCUCGCCCAGCAGCGCCAGCGGCUCCACCAGCACGGGCCACGUCACCAGCCUGCCGUCGUCGGGCUCCAACCAGGAAGCCAACAUUCCCUUGCUAUCCCACAUGGCCAUUCCCAGCCACCCGGCGGGGAUGGGGAUGACGGUGUUUGGCAAUAAAACUCAGAAACCCUACAAAAUGGACUCCAAGCAGCCUUCCCUGUUGGGGGACUCCAGCAUCCACGGACCCAACGACUCGGUGAUCUCGGCGGAGUUGUAAAUACGCGAGGCCUUUGUAAAUAGAACCCUCUAGACUCAGACUCGGAAGGGGUAGGAGAGAUUUUUUUUUUUUUUUUUUUCUAUUCAAAUAUUUUAUUGGAGGUCCUUUUCUGGUUGUUGGACAGACAUUGCAGCAAAGUGUCUUCUGUGAAGCUUCACUGCUCGCCAGGAUGGGCAGGCACAACCAGAAGGAUCCUCGUGGUGGGAAUCCUCAGCCUUGGCCACGUUUCUCCAAGUGCCACCAACAAUUCAAAGAGGGGCAGAGGGAAUCUGAGGGGUUUUUUAAAAAUGAAAACAUUUUAUCCAAUGCUUUUUCACAGCUUUUUGAAGCUCCGGCGUGGUUUGAAUCACAGGAACUUUUUUUUAAUACUGAAAACCAUAUUUUAAUAUUUGUCUCUUUUUUUAGGAGAUGCAAAGAUUCAGAGAUCUGGGUGUGCAAUUUCAGUGCCAAUAGGGAAAAUAUUUGUAAAUGUUGCAGUCGAGGAUUGUGUUUCAAAUGUAUGAUCUGAGAGCUGAAUCGAUUACUUCAGGUGGGACUUUGGUCUUUGGUUUGGUUGGGAGUCUGAGCUCAGAUUCAUACCAAAAAAUGUCAUUUGUGUGACAGCACAAAUGCUGGAGUUAUCAGCUUGCAGUCUACAAACCUCAUCUGCUGCUGGCUGCUGAGGACAGCUGGAGCUCUUAAGGAAUUGCCUUAAAGGAAAUGAAAUUAAAGGGCUUUAAUUUCAGAACCUGAAUCAACUUCUUCAAAGAUAGCAUUUCAUGAUCUAGUCGCUCAAGCAGGAAUUUUAUAUCCUUUUGUUGCUAUGCAACUGUGUAAUGGAAAAGCGCCAAACCACAGUUUUAGAGAUGACAAUCAGCUUUCCCAGGAAUAUUUAUUGUGUCAUUUCAGUGACUCUGACUCCAGUAACCCUGGAAAAAGGGAGGCUCACAUUCCAUCAGGCAGCAAAUCCAUCGAUAGCAAUUGUGUCUAAUAAUGUGAAUUAGUGCUGAUUUUCCACUUAGAAAUGCACCAUUUGUGUCAUUAAAGAACCCAUUCAGGUAGAACCAAUCGAGAUUCUUCAUUUGAAACCACUUUAAUGAGUUACACACGUGCUGUGUACGGUACGUUUUCCACAGACUCUUUUUUUUGUACUGAAUAAUAUUUUUAUUGUCCACAAAAACAAUCUUUUUGCUCAGUCGACAAUGUUGUAUAAUAGGACUUUAUUUUUAUCUUUUUUGCACAAAAGUGUGAUGAUGUUUUUUGUACAGCAGAAGUGAAAAUACAUCUCUGCAUUUUAUAUCUUGGGGCUGUUUCUUUUGAUUUUUACCCUGAUGUAGAUGUUCCUGAAAUAUAUUAUGGUGAUACUCAGCCACUACCUUAUACAAAUAUCUUUCUUUGUUUUCACUGCAUGCGUUUAAUCACUGUAUUACUUGAUGAUUGAGUUAUUAAUUACGGGCAUUUCAAUUAGGCAAGCAUGAAAAAGAAAAUGUAAUAACAAAGGCUAUUUUAUAACUGAGAUAUGUGCAUUUUUGUAUUUCACGUGCCAGAGAUGAUAUUAAACACUGAUUAUUUUAUGCUGCUGUUUAUUAAAACA
This is a messenger RNA of Pyrgilauda ruficollis (rufous-necked snowfinch), 4460 nucleotides long. It is a transcript of the gene ROR1, whose product is annotated as receptor tyrosine kinase like orphan receptor 1. NCBI's taxonomy places the organism in Eukaryota, Metazoa, Chordata, Aves, Passeriformes, Passeridae. The transcript is spliced from 9 exons. The coding region runs from base 65 to 2887 and encodes 940 amino acids. The record is from RefSeq and is a predicted model, not a curated record. Gene Ontology annotation, molecular function: ATP binding; protein binding; protein kinase activity. Gene Ontology annotation, cellular component: signaling receptor complex. Gene Ontology annotation, biological process: cell surface receptor protein tyrosine kinase signaling pathway; positive regulation of canonical NF-kappaB signal transduction; positive regulation of kinase activity.